Molecule: messenger RNA, 1169 nt
Organism: Ciona intestinalis (vase tunicate)
Lineage: Eukaryota; Metazoa; Chordata; Ascidiacea; Phlebobranchia; Cionidae
Source: RefSeq, a predicted model, not a curated record
AAUGUUCAUAGUCACGCUAUUGGUAUUAAUCAAAGUCAUGACAAAAAUGGAAUUUUAAUUAUAACUGUCAGUCAAAGCUGGUUUGCGGACUAAUGCUGCAUUGCAUGGUAGUACAGGCAGUUGUAAUUUUUUGUUGUUGUAUUUCUACUGGAAAUAAUAUAUUGGUUUAUCAGUCAACUAAAUCAGUGGUAUUCUAUGUUUAAUUUGCACCAUUAAGGUGAGACUAUAUAAUGAAAUAUAAAGUGUAAUUACUUAAUAGUUGUAUAAUGAAAUUGGCAACAUUCAAACCAAGUUAACGUUUAAACUUAAUUAAUGACUAUCAGUCAUGAUGCAACUGCAGAAAACGUGGUUGAUUACUGGCGGUGAGGACAAUGUUUGGAACAUGAUUUUUUAAGCAAUGAAGGAAAUUCCUCUCGUUAUUUCCAGCGUUCGUUAAAGUUCACAGCGGUUGAAUGUUAUAUAAGCUGUGGUUAUCAGGCAGAUGCAUAUUGACUUUGCAAAAGGCAACAGAGAAUCAUGAAGAUUAUUCUGUUUAUCGCUUUUGUUGGUUGUUUUGUUCGAUUGGCUGAGUGUUCCAUUUUGAGAGUACAACCUGCAUCUAAUAGUAGUACUUGCAGUGGAGUGGUUUACAGGCAUAACUGCAUUUGGUUGCCUUACAUUACGCCAUUUGGUAUGUCGAAAAAAAGGGAAGCUGCCGAUUAUUGCUAUAGUCAAGGAGGGGGUUUGGUUGAUAUUGUAAACAAAGAAAUGUAUGAUCUUGUGUACCAUUACGCAUCCGUUUCAAUAACAACAUCCUCACCAUAUGGAACUUUUUAUGUUUGGCUUGCUAUGCUAUAUACAUCAGAGGAUCAGUUGGUUCGGCAAAGCAAUGGAGGGCCCGUGUCAUAUGUAAGAUGGCACUUACGUAGUGGAGAGGAAAGCAUCAUAUGGACUGUUGCAGAUCACAACCAUCCAAAUGUUGAAUACACUGGGUAUUGGACAAAUGAUGGAGACUAUGACAUGGGAUUUCCAUUGUGUACAAAAUAUAUGGGAUAAUGUAACAUCAUUUUACUGCUUGUAUUCAUACUUAGUUAUCAUUCAUAAAUUGUGUUAUAAACCUAAAUAACCUUUUUCAUUACAUGGAAAUUUAUGUAAAAAGUUUUAAGAAUAAAGUCAACAUUAAGCCUAAA